UAAAUAGAAAAAAAAAAUGAAAUAAAUAGAAAUGCGAAAUAAAUGACGACAAAACGAAUAACGCGACAAGCUGAGAAGCAUAAAACGCUGGCGCAAUAGAAACAAAAAUAAUAUAUAAAAAAACAUUAAAAGAAGCACAACAAAAAAAAAGCCGAGAGAAGUGAUAUUAGAAUUUUAUUAAAAACAGCUACUACUUCUCAUAAUUUUCGGUGCUUGGUCGUGCGCGCGUACACAUAUCGUUGACGGCGCUGGCAUUGGUCAAAUCGCUCGAAAGCGCACAUUAUGUAAGCAGGAUUUUUGCGGAUACUUUGCGGAAUACGGGGAAAAAAAUAUAUUAAAAAAUAUUGCGCUUACAACAUUUAUAACGCUGUUAAAUUCGAAAUUUAUUUUUUUUUCUUUGACAGCGGUAAUAUAAAAACGCGAAUAUUCGUAAAGUGAUUGCAGCUAACGAUCCUCGGGUGCAUACGAAAUUGCGAAGAAUGCGUCAACGCACAAAGACAAAAAAAAAACACAAAAAACAACCUUCGACAAUCAAAAAAAAAAUAUACAUAAAUAAUUUUAUGGAAAAGGCUAACUGUUUAACACAAUAACGUAAAUUGUUUUCACGCAAACUAACGGUGCACAAAUGUAAAAUUUAUAAUUAUUUAUGACUAAUAUGCACAUAUGUAUGAAAAGUAGCAAGUGUAUGCAAUAAAUAAAUAGCCAAUUAAAAUAAUAAUAACUUCAGCGCAGGCGGUUUUCGAUGUGAAUUUCAAUAACAACAAAAAUCAACAACAAUAAUAACAAUAACAAUAAACUGCGUCGUUGCUUAACGUAAGCGCCAACGUCUGUCAGCAUAUCCUAUAAGUGGAAGAAAAAAGUGAAAAAAUGUCGAGAGUAUUACGGCAAAGAAAAUUUCACAAUAAGUGCAUAGAGUGAAAAGUGCACAGCACGCAUAAACAUUAAUCUAGAUACAUACAAAUGUAUAUGCACCUCUCUGCAUACAUACAUAAUACCUACAUACAUUCAAGCAAAAUAAUGAAAUGAUAAAAUGCAUUUUCACCUUCUAGCCGGCAACAAAAGGAUGGCGUACAGUGGAAUUUUUACAGAAAAUUAUUGACUAAAAUUUGAGCUUCCUUUGUCUAUGGAUAAGUUUAAACCAUGCAAAAAAUUUUUGAAUUUCUAUUAAUCUAGCGAUGUGUUAAGUUUAACCUAACCUAACCUGUUACGGUUAACCUAAAAAAAAGCAUGCCACAGGUUUCUCGAAAACGGUUAUAACGAUUUUGUUGAAAUUUUGUAUUCGGUUUUAAUCUAACCAUCGGCCGAUUACCGAAGCCCAAGCCGUUGAUUUACUUUAAAAUGAAGUAAAUCGAUUUUUUUUCAAAAAAUAAGCCCUAUCUUUCUCGUGUCUUUUUUAACAAAAAAUGCAAAUUUUCAUAAAAUAAUUGCAGUGCAUAAAAUGGCAAGUGAUUCAAAAAUCCUCAAUUUAGAUAUAUUUUUGAGUGGAAUUGCCCCUGGGUUGUUCGAAUAUUAGGUCUCUUUUAAAACCCGUUUUCGAGUUAUUCGAAAAAUUGCUAUUUGAAAAAAAAACGGGUUCGGAUUUUGAAAUUAAGAAAAAACCGGAUAAACCGGUUUUAAUUUACAUAGUUAUCAUACAGUAAGUUGGAUGAAUUAUUAAAAGAUGGGUAUAAAUCGAAAUGGGUUUCAAAGGUAUUUAUUCCUGACCUUUAUUUAGGAGUGUUGCCCUUGGUUCGAGCAAUCAAAUUUGAAUUAGUUCAUCAGUUUACUUUCGAAAAGGAAUUUCAAAGAUGAGAGGUCAAUUUCUAGACCUUAGCCUUUAGAUACAUAUAUGUAUAAUAAAGUUUUAUUUUUUUAAUUAAGAACUUUUUUCAUCGGUAUAGGGUAAUUUGAAAUUCUAUGAAUAUGAAAGGAUGCACUAUGCGAGAUUGCUCUUCACUCAGAAACGGCUGCAUAGUUUUGAUGAAAUAUGGCAUUCGGAAUGGCAUUGAAUUUUGGGCGUUUUAACGUCAUGCGGGUUCACUAGUAACUUAUAUUACGGCUUGGUCGCCAAAACCCAUAAGUUCUACUCUAAUAGUUUAGCAAUAAAAUAAAGCGAUCUGAGAAUAGUUGAAUCCAAUUCCUGUACACACUGUACGUACUUUAUCAAAGCAUUAUAUGGCGUGAUAUAAAAAAUAUGUGCAAAAAAAUCGAUUUCAUUCUAUAUAGUCACCGAUAAAAAUGAUAUGAGCAGUUUAAUAACGAAUAUAAUAGCGAAACAUUAAUAAAAAACAAGCUAUCAUAAUGUACGAUAUUCAAACGAUGCUGCACAAAAUCGCAUUAACUCUCCAACACCAGCUUAGCGCGCUCAUUAGCUCCUCAGUAUCCGCACAGAACACUUGUGAGCGAGUGGACUUCUAUGCCUUCGCCGCACCAUCAUCCGCGCUUGACAUAUGUCGACCAACAGACGCGCCAAGCUGGAAACAGCUAUAUGCACUAUACAAACGGUACUAUGCUCUGCUCAUGCACCACAUCUGGCCCUCACUGCUGCUCGCGAUGCAGCACUGCUACGAUGCCUAUCAGAAUACUGUGGAAUAUUGCAACGCAUGCAGCACCCAACUGGUACAUUGGACCUCACUGCUCGCCAGUGAUCCGCUAUUUAUGAUCGCGAUCAAAUUUUGCGCGCUAUUGCUCUUCCUCUUCCUCAUGCAUUGGAUUAAAUCAGCGAAAGCGCCGCCCGCAACUCCAACGGCAGCGACAUCACAACUCUUAACUGCAGCUGCAACGAAUUUACCGCCUACAACCGCCGAAGAUCGCAUUGAGGUACUGGAAGUGGACGCUCUAAAUGGUGAUACCACAACAACACCAGCGUCUUGUAUUACACCCACCGUGACGCGGGAAUUGGUUUGUGAUUUCAAUUUUGUAUCGCCGUCAGAGUUGCGCGCUGCGCUGGAGGCCGCCAAUCAGCGGAUGCUUGAGAUUGAGGAAAAGCGUCGCCGCAAACGCAUCACCAAGAAACGGAAAUGCGUUUCAGCGGGUCCUAUAUUGAUUGCGAUCCGUUCGAAGAAGACGCAUCACAAGCAUAAGAAAGCGCGUGAGGAGGAGAUGAAAUUGAAGCAGCAGUUGGAGUUUAAACAGCAGCAGCUGAUACAUCAGCAACAACUCGAGCUGUUGACACCACCAAAUGCCUCACCAGUGCGUCCGAUAUAUCUGUCACCGUCGCAGGAAGAUGACAACUUUUUGCCAGUUCGUUUGAAGCCGUUGGCUGUGGGUGGCGCUUCAUUUGAAAUCGAAAUGGAUACAGAAAUGGAAGCAGAAAUUGUAUCUUUGAUUUCCGAGCCUCGGGGCACAAUGAGCACCACAGAGGAAAUUUAUCCUGAUUCACCGGAUAGUAGCCUAUAUGGUUCGGAUGAGGAGCAGGAAGAUCCGUCACAAUAUUGUCGGGGAGGUUAUCAUCCAGUUAUUAUAGGCGAUAUAUUUGACAAUCGUUUUCGCGUGGUACGCAAACUCGGCUGGGGACACUUUUCCACCGUUUGGCUAUGCAGGGAUCUCAAAGAGGAGAAAUACGUCGCCCUUAAGGUGGUUAAGAGUGCACCGCAUUAUAUCGAAACUGCUGCCGAUGAGAUACGUCUGCUCGAAGCCAUACGCGAUGCGGAUCCACUCGAUAUGAAACGGGAACGUAUCGUACGACUGCUUAAUCACUUUACGAUACGUGGCGUUAAUGGCAAGCACUAUUGCUUGGUUUUCGAGGCGCUUGGUUGCAGCUUGUACAAAUUGAUUGUGAAGAAUAACUAUCAGGGGUUAGCCAUUGGGCAAGUACGCAACAUUAUCAAACAAGUGCUGGAAGGACUCGACUAUUUACAUACGAAAUGCAACAUUAUUCACACGGACAUCAAGCCAGAGAAUAUAUUGCUGGUGAUCGAUAAUGAGUCGGUGGUGAAUCAGCAAAUUGAUGAUGAGAUAGCAAGCUUGCGCGUGAAGGGUGCAGACUUCCCGGAUUCAUAUAUUAGUUCCAUUGAGAAGCAAGCGAAGAGCCGCAACAAAUGGCAACUUAUCGAUACGAAUGCCUCGACAACAAAUAGCACGGGCACAGCUAAUAAUUCCUCCACUUCAUCCACACCGCUGCCCAACACUGCUGUUGCUGCGCUCUCUAUGACCGGUGCAACAAUAUCGGCGCUUAGUAAGGACGAUACGAAUUCGACAUUGAAUACAAAUACCACCACCUCUUCGUUAACAUCUAAAUACUCGUCCAGUUUGAUAGGCGAAAAUGAUGGCUUAGGUGGUGUUCGCACGGGUACAGACAGUCCUUCAAUUGGCGGCGGCGGCGGCGGUGGCGGUUCAACUUACACGACAACGGGCAAUAUGAAUAAUCGUUAUCGAGCGGAGAAGAAAAUCACUGCCAAGUUUACCUAUUAUUUCUUAUGAUUUUUACGCCUCACUUAUGCACCUGCAAAGCCGCCACCACUUGUCAUAAACAACUACUACAUACGCAAAUAGUAAAUUUUCCCUCGCACACAAAUCUGUCAUCUCACUUCUUUUACUGAGCGCGCCUACUACUUUGUCAAGCACAUUAACGCACUUGCUUUCAAUCACGCCCCAAUAAUUGCUUAACACACUUAUAAUACUUAAGUAUUUAAUGGUCGGUCACUCACCUAAUAUACGCCAAACCAUUCACCACCACCAACCGUUCACCUCAUUCACCUACCCAGCACCCACCCAGCACUUGCCCCACCACAGUAAAAUCACCAGCAAACGUUUGUGUCCAAUUCGUUUGUUCCUUUUUUUCUUU
Molecule: messenger RNA, 4765 nt
Organism: Rhagoletis pomonella (apple maggot)
Lineage: Eukaryota; Metazoa; Arthropoda; Insecta; Diptera; Tephritidae
Exons: 5
Coding region: 2281-4401 (706 amino acids)
Biological process (GO): regulation of mRNA processing; spliceosomal complex assembly; protein phosphorylation
Molecular function (GO): ATP binding; protein kinase activity
Source: RefSeq, a predicted model, not a curated record